This is a messenger RNA of Uranotaenia lowii, 1883 nucleotides long. It is a transcript of the gene Tmhs, whose product is annotated as LHFPL tetraspan subfamily member 3 protein. The coding region runs from base 295 to 1143 and encodes 282 amino acids. NCBI's taxonomy places the organism in Eukaryota, Metazoa, Arthropoda, Insecta, Diptera, Culicidae. The record is from RefSeq and is a predicted model, not a curated record. Gene Ontology annotation, biological process: sensory perception of sound. Gene Ontology annotation, cellular component: plasma membrane. The transcript is spliced from 7 exons.
GGCUUUAGGCGUACGGACGUGUCUUGUUGCUGCUUUAUCGUUUGUUGCUGGUUCCAUUGAAUGAUUGUCCGAUCAAUGGGGGAAAAAUAGUGUAAUUGUUGCAAAGUGAAGUCGAAAAAAGGCGAAACGAAACAAACCUGCCUUGGUUGGUGGUAAAAAGUGCAUUCAGAAGUGUUCCAGUGUCUCAGAAUUGAAAAAAAAGCAUCAAACCAAAGUCGGCGCUGAUUGUCGUCGAUCUAAGAAGAAACCAAGCCUUCUCUAUUUGUGGUUGUUAGCGUUUUUUUCCCUGUCGCCAUGGGAACGAAAAUAGAAUACGUCGAUUCCAGCCACAUGUACGCGACUAAUUACAUCAGAAACUCCAAGGCGAUUGCAGUGCUCUGGGCGAUUUUCAGCAUCUGCUAUGCGAUCAUCAGUGUUGUCGCGUUCGUCACGCCCGAAUGGGUCGGCGAUUCGGAUUCCGAUACCGGUGGUCGCCUAGGCCUUUGGCAAAUCUGUCAGAAAGAUGACCUCAACGACAGCUGUAGUGGAAAGUUGGAAGAUCUGCUCGCGAUGCACUCGAUCGCAUUUCAGGUGGCCACCGUAUUUUGCGGCCUAGCUGUGGCGACUUCUGUGUUGGCAAUUUGCUGUCUUCUGCUGAUGGUGCUCAUGAAAUCGACGACCGUCUUCCACAUCUGCGGCUGGAUGCAAAUGCUUUCCGCCCUCUGCAUGGUAAUCGCUUGUGUGGCUUUCCCGUUCGGCUGGAACUCAGAUGAGUUCCGUAAAAUCUGCGGACCGGACUCUAACCGCUUCGAAGUAGGCCUUUGCAGUUUACGUUGGGCGUAUCCAUUGGCAAUCAUUGCCUGCAUCGAUGGAUUCAUCUUGGCGACGUUGUCAUUCAUCCUAGCUACGCGGCACGUUCGCUUGCAACCGGAGCCACAGUAUCAGAGCAGCAUGUACAAAGGUGAGAUCAAUAACGCCUACGUAACCGAUGCCGUCAGCAUUGCCGGAUCGCGCAAGUCGCUGAAUCUGCAGCCGGUUCUUCUGGUGGCCCCACCACAUCACCACAUGAUGACCGGCAACGAUACCCUGUCGAGUAGGACGGCCAGCAGGUACGGAAAUCCGCGACCGGAUUUCCACAACUCACUGCAUCAGUUUCAACUGUAAGCGAACGAUUUUGAUGGAGACGCCCGGUUCUUCCCUGCUGUGGUAGCGACGACUCACAAACGCUUGCGCUGGCUUUGGGUUCGACGCGUAACCGUAUCUCAUUUCAAUUUUGAACCUCCCCAUACUUUCCCAAAGAUGGAAAUGACAUCGGUUGAAGAGUGACGAACAGUGGAAAAGCUAGAACAAGCCAAUUUGUGAAAACAUAUUUCCUCAUAAAACGAAAUUAUUCUCUUUCUUAGACCAUCGCGUAGUGUAAAACUUUAUUCCCUACAAGCAAACGCUUGCCUCGACUUCUUGCACGCAAGCUCCAUAUUGCAAGCUUGCGUGCAAGGUUUAUUAACAGACGCUACCGUUCCUGUCGGUAAACUCAUCUCUGUGGAAACCGAAGCAUUUUAUGAACUAUUUUAUAAAAUUUUUAAAAACUUGACUACUUAAGUACUUUAGGCAUAACUUAAAAAAAAAACAAAACAAAAGAGAUUUGAUGCAAAAGCUGUUCUGCAAUCUCAAAAAAGAGUAAAAGUUAAAGAAUUCAAACAUCAUAAAUUAUUCUUCAGUAAGGAAGUCAAAUUUGAAUUUUUUUCCAAAAUAAAAACCUACUCUUAUUUCAAGAGUCUCCAAAACAAACCUUCUAGCCAAACGAACUUCUCACGAUCCACCGUUCAGUAACGGUGGAGAACUAUUUUACUUCUUGCUUUUUGUUCGUUUUUAAGUAUUUUAUUAUGUAGCGUUAAGAUUUUAGC